AUGGAAGAUGACAGCAGCAGCAGCGCUGGUUAUGUUGGUGUCGGUGCUAAUGAUGGCAGCAGCAGCAAGUCUGGGGCCCGGGAAGGGGGAGUAGGAGCACUUUGGGGCCUAGCCCGGCGUGGCAUGGAAAAGCAGGAGGCAGCUGUGGCAGCCCAGGCUGAGCAGGUGCAGCAGUUCCAGAGCCUCGAGGCCAUGGCCUGGCCUGAUGCAUCCUGGGAGGUGGAAUCAGCCUGCCAUGUGCAGUCGGAGCGAGUGUGGCCUGGCAUGGCAUGCACAGUGAGGAGAAGAAGAGAGCUCUGGUUCCCUCAGGACCCCACUGGGUGCCACUGGCAGCUUCCAGAUGACUUGGGCCCCUGUCCUGGGGAAGAAACGGCUCGCGUCCCGGUGCUGACUGCUGAGGAGGGAGCUUCCUUCCGUGCGGGUUUCUCCACAGCGCGACUGCUCCAGCAUUUUUCCUUCAAGUGCCACAGUCAGAUUCAGGCCCAGAACCUGGGCAUGGCCAUGGAAGCGUGGAACGAGGAAGAAAAGGCGGUUUGGGGAGACAGCAGCGAGCUGCUAUGUACUAAGCCGAUCCCUUGCUAGCUCACACACUUCUGGAACAAUGAGAACGGCAACAAGUACAGGAAGGAGUAUUUCUCCACAUUCCCAGGUAUCUGGGCUCAUGGUGACUGCAGAAUCAACCCCAAGACCGGCGGCAUCAUCAUGCUUGGCUGGAGCCCUGACCUCUUCUCUCCUUCCAAUGACGGCACGCUUAACCCCAACAGGGUGUGGUUCGGCAGCCUGGAAAUCUACAACGUCGUGGACUCCUUCAAGGAGGUGGAGGACAGCCUGUGUGUCCCCCAGUAUAACAAGUACGGGGAGGAGAGGGUGAUCCUCUUCCUGAAGAUGGCCUCCGGGCACGCCUUCCAGCCUGACUUGGUGAAGAGGAUUCAUGACACCAUCCACAUGGGCUUAUCUGUGCGCCAUGUGCCCAGCCUUAUUCUGGAAACCAAGGGCAUCCCGUAUACGCUCAAUGGCAAGAAAGUGGAAGUUGCCGUCAAACAGAUCAUCGCUGGAAAAGCGGUGGAGCAACGAGGUGCUUUCUCGAACCCUGAGGCUCUGCAUCUGUACUGGGACAUCCCUGAGCUGCAGGGCUUCUGA
This is a messenger RNA of Rhinopithecus roxellana (golden snub-nosed monkey), 1140 nucleotides long. RefSeq names its product acetoacetyl-CoA synthetase-like. The transcript is spliced from 9 exons. Gene Ontology annotation, molecular function: acetoacetate-CoA ligase activity. The record is from RefSeq and is a predicted model, not a curated record. Gene Ontology annotation, biological process: positive regulation of insulin secretion. Gene Ontology annotation, cellular component: cytosol. Lineage: Eukaryota; Metazoa; Chordata; Mammalia; Primates; Cercopithecidae.